Elaeis guineensis (African oil palm) is the source of this 1619-nucleotide messenger RNA. Its product is annotated as protein ACCELERATED CELL DEATH 6-like. The record is from RefSeq and is a predicted model, not a curated record. Gene Ontology annotation, molecular function: protein binding. Lineage: Eukaryota; Viridiplantae; Streptophyta; Magnoliopsida; Arecales; Arecaceae.
CAACCAGUCACUCGCCAAAAAUACAUCCCCUUGCGGUGCAUAUUUCGGGAUAAAAUCGGCGGCUCUGUUUGCUUUGUGGAAAGUGUGGGCUAUGUGGAAGCUUGGCUAGGAUGUCCUUCAGAAGAGGAUGUGCCCAUCUCCUGGCUCUGUGAUUGUCUGCAAUACAGAGAUAACAAAGGUAGCUUUCGCCUCCCCUUGAUCAAGAUAGUGGGAGAGAGCGGUCUUUGGAGCACAAGAAGCUGUUGAAACUAUGACCAAUCUUGAAGUUCUUUGCAGCAAAGCCCAACCAUAUCACAUAGCCAUGGAUCCUAAAUUGCUCGAAGCAGCAAUAUCAGGAGAUGAAAGAAGUCUAGAUGAAUUAUUGCAACAAUAUUUUUCUCCUACAGCUUCGAGGGAGGAGAUCGCAAUAACAAUACCAGAGGAUGUUGAAACACAAAAAGUUACUAGUUGCCUCCUUGGAGUGACACCAGAUGGGAACACGGCCCUCCAUAUAGUUGCUAGCCAAGGACAUCUGGAGCUUGCGAAGAAGAUAUGUCGUAGAGAGAGAUCUCUUUUAGAAGCAUCAAAUAUGAUGCUCGAUACUCCACUGCAUCACGCUGCAAGGGCUGGGCAUGACAAGAUCGUCUCCCUAAUCAUCCAGCUUGCAAAGGAGGGUUGGAUUGAAGCAAGGAGAGUGCUGAGGGCAACAAACAUGGACAAGGCCAAUGCUUUGCAUGAGGCCACCAAAUAUAAUCAUGCAAGCAUGGCCACUACACUGAUUGAGGAGGAUGCCGAACUGGCAUCCAUGCUAAACGAUGCCGGCAUGUCUCCACUCUAUUUGGCCAUCGUGACAGGAUCUCUCAAUGUAGCCAAAACCUUGCUGCAGUCUUCCUCUUGGGAGAAAGCUUCUCUAGUAUCUUAUGCAGGCCCUAACAAGAAAACGGUGUUGCAUGCUGCAGUCCUCUUGAGUCCAGGUAAUUGAGAUCUCAGACUUAUAUAUCAAUCUUACUUUUUUUUUCUCUCAACAAAAGGUGACUAGAUCAUUGCCAUUAUACAUGAAGUAUGGAACCACCUUUUCAUCUAUGAAUGGAUCUGAAUACAAAAGAAGCAAGAUAGCCUAAAACAAAGAAUAAAGCAAAAGAAGACCCUUCAUGAGCAUAGGGACCAACUACUGUGCACCCCAAUAGAAUAGAUCUACGUCACUUACAAAAAAAUUAAUAAAACAAAGAAGAGGAAAGUUAACCACCUAGGAAUCCCUCCGUUAAACUCAGAGGAACAAGCUUGAGAAUUAAGCAACUACUAAUCACAUUUGGCAGGAUCAAAUAUGGCCAAUGACCACUGAGACAUUGCCAUCGAGUGGAUCGGCUUGGCCCCCUUCUUAGUUGGUGCCAUUACCGCCUAUCUAGGCUUGUCGAUCGAGGUUUGGCAACUUUUUUCUUGAUGGUCACCAUGUGUAAUUUCCCCUGUAUGAUAUAACAAACUUUGAUUGUUCUCCUUUUGGCAUUAUUGUGAUGAUUCACCAUUUGACUACAUUUCUCAGCAUACGCAUUAAAAAGCGCAUGAAGAGUCUAAACAUAUGCAUGGAAUGCAAUCUGUGUCUGUUAAUUUGUGCAAGCACCAUAAAAAUUAUAGACAUUAUA